This is a messenger RNA of Chaetura pelagica (chimney swift), 1476 nucleotides long. It is a transcript of the gene ATE1, whose product is annotated as arginyltransferase 1. NCBI's taxonomy places the organism in Eukaryota, Metazoa, Chordata, Aves, Apodiformes, Apodidae. Gene Ontology annotation, cellular component: cytoplasm. Bases 1 to 1476 code for a protein of 491 amino acids. The record is from RefSeq and is a predicted model, not a curated record. The transcript is spliced from 11 exons. Gene Ontology annotation, molecular function: arginyl-tRNA--protein transferase activity. Gene Ontology annotation, biological process: protein arginylation.
AUGUGGGCACAUUCCAUGACUGUUCAAGAUUACCAGGAUCUCAUAGAUAGAGGAUGGCGAAGAAGUGGAAAAUACGUCUACAAACCUAUCAUGAAUCAAACAUGUUGUCCUCAAUACACAAUAAGGUGCCAAGCUUUGCAUUUUCAGAUCUCCAAAUCUCACAAGAAAGUUCUGAAGAAAAUGUUGAAGUUUAUUUCCAAAGGAGACGUUUCGAAAGCAGCGAAUGAAGAAGAACCUAUGGAUUCCCAUAUAGAAGAUGCAGUUGUGUGUGAUUUUGCACACAAAAGUGAGUCUCAAGUCAGUCAGUCUGAGCUGACUCCCUUGAGUGUGGAUCACACAGAGCGGGUGGAAAAUGAAGAUAAGGACACUGAAGAAACAGAAGAGGUGAAUGAGCAGAAGGUGGAAUCAGGUUCCCUUCAGAUACGUGCAGAUCAAGACAAACCAGCCCCUGGAGAACCAUCACAUUCGGCUAAAAUUGUCCAUGCACCACCUAAGCCAGGGAAAGGGGCUGACCUGAGCAAGCCGCCGUGUCGAAAAGCAAAGGACAUCCGGAAAGAAAGAAAACUGCAGAAGCUCCUUCAGAAGCAGAUGUGCACGUUAGAAGGCUCCCAGCUUCAAGCAGGAGAUCAAGUUCUCCUCUCUCAAAACUCUAAAUCUAAAACAAACCAACCUAAAACCAUUGAAGACUUCAUUUUUGUCUCUUUACCUGAUGAUGCGCCACACAAAUUAGAGGUGAGGUUAGUACCUGUCUCCCUUGAGGACCCCCAGUUCAAAUCAUCCUUCAACCAGUCAGCCACUUUAUUUGCCAAGUAUCAGAUGGCUAUACACAAGGAUACACCACCUGAAUGUGGCGAAAAUGAGUUCACACGAUUCCUCUGUGAUUCUCCUCUGGAGGCAGAGAAUGCACCAGAUGGACCAGACUGUGGUUAUGGGUCUUUCCACCAGCAAUACUGGCUGGAUGGGAAGAUCAUUGCUGUGGGUGUAAUUGAUAUCCUGCCCUACUGCGUGUCCUCAGUCUACCUGUACUAUGAUCCAGACUAUUCUUUCUUAUCUUUGGGAGUCUACUCUGCAUUAAGGGAAAUUGCUUUCACCAGGCAACUUCAUGAAAAAGCUCCUGAUCUCUCUUUUUAUUAUAUGGGUUUCUACAUUCAUUCAUGCCCCAAAAUGAGAUACAAGUGUCAGUACAAGCCCUCUGAUCUGUUGUGCCCUGAGACCUACGUCUGGACUCCUAUUGAGCAAUGUCUGCCCCUGCUCGAGCAUUCAAAAUACUGUCGAUUCAACCAGGAUGUAAAGGCAGUUGAUGAAGGUCGUGUUAAGGAACUGGGCAGAGUGACAGUGCUUCACAAGAGGAUCAUGAUGCCUUACAGUGUGUAUAAGAAAAGAAGGAAGGGGCCAAGUGAUGAGGCCGUUGUUCAGCAAUAUGCAAGUUUGGUGGGACAGAGCUGUUCUGAAAGGAUGUUGUUGUUUAGAAGUUGA